AUCAACGCAAGCGCGGUGGAGGUCUGCGCGCAGGGAUGAGGGUGCGUCAGUCGGCGCUCGGCGACCGGAGGUGCUGCGCCGCGCCCCUUACCGCCAGAGCGUGGCUCGGGGCGUGGCGCUUACGUAAACACGCGUGGAACUCCCGCUGCGGCCACACCACUGUCCGUCCUAGAACGACCCCAUGUCGGCCAGCCGCCUUGAUAGUAUAUGUGGAUAGCUCACAGCACCCUGCCGCGCCGCCGCCGCUGCCAGGGCCACCACCGCUUACCGCGCUUAUAGCAUCAAAAGUGGAGAUGCAGGCGCGUGUCGCGCUGAUGGCGUUGGCGGCGCUGGGCGCGUUAGCGAUUACCAGCGGUGCGGCGGAGCGCGGCGGUGGCAUCAAGGUGGGCGGCGGUGCAACGGGCGCGGGGGGUCGUGAAGCAGCGCGGGGUGGUGGCGUGCGCAUCGGCGUCGUCGACGGGUUGCGUCGCCCGCGCACUUCGCCCGCUCCGCAGGCGCCCCGCGCGCCCAGUGUCAUCACCGCCGCCCUCGUCGUGCCCCAUAAGGCCUUCGGUGCACGCGAUUACACUAGAGCCGAAAAGGCGGCUCUGUCAAAACUGCCGCGCAAACUCAAACUUUUCACACAAGUGCGCCUAAACAUUACGCUUUCUAUGCAGGGCCUUACGCCUAGUCCUAUGUCUAUCUUGGACUCGCUAUGUAAAGAAUUUCUAGCAGUCAACGUGUCUGCUAUACUCUAUCUUAUGAAUCAUGAACAAUACGGGCGGUCUACUGCCUCUGCACAAUAUUUUCUACAACUCGCCGGAUAUCUUGGCAUACCGGUCAUUGCAUGGAACGCAGACAACAGCGGCCUAGAAAAACAUGCGUCCCACGCAUCGUUGCGACUUCAGUUGGCACCGACGAUCGAACACCAAACUGCUGCAAUGUUAUCAAUACUGGAGCGAUACAAAUGGCACCAGUUUAGCGUUGUCACUUCAGCUAUUGCUGGCCACGACGACUUUAUACAAGCUGUGCGUGAAAGAGUCACUGCCCUCCAAGAUCGAUUCAAAUUUACGAUACUCAACGCUGUAGUUGUCAAAAAAGCAGCUGAUUUGAAUGAGCUAGUCACAAGUGAAGCACGUGUUAUGCUAUUAUACGCCACUAGAGAAGAGGCAGCGGAUAUACUAUUAUCGGCUGGAGAUCUACAUCUAACUGGCGAGAAUUUCGUUUGGAUUGUAACACAAAGCGUACUUGGUUCUAUGCAGUUACCAAAUAAGUUUCCUGUCGGUAUGCUAGGCGUACAUUUUGAUACAUCGAGUUCAUCAAUUAUCGCCGAAAUAGCAACAGCAGUUAAAGUGUUUGCGUAUGGCGUAGAGUCCUACAUUUCUGCACCAGAGAACAUUCGAUAUCCUCUUGGAACUAGACUUUCUUGUAGUGGAGAAGGCACCGGAGAAGCACGUUGGUCAACUGGUGAAAGAUUUUACCGGCAUUUACGUAAUGUUAGUGUCGAUGGCGAAUCUGGCAAACCGAGUAUUGAAUUUACCCCUGACGGAGAACUGAGAGCAGCUGAACUUAAAAUUAUGAACCUCAGGCCAACCCUUGGUGAUCAGCUGGUUUGGGAAGAAAUCGGAACAUGGAACUCUUAUCCCAAAGAGCGCUUGGUAAUAAAAGAUAUAGUGUGGCCUGGUGGCUUGCAUACACCGCCUCAAGGUGUUCCAGAAAAAUUUCAUAUGCGUAUAACAUUUCUCGAAGAACCGCCCUACAUAAAUCUGGCCCCACCUGAUCCUGUCAGUGGACGAUGCUCUUUAGACCGUGGAGUGAUUUGCCGAGUAGCACCUGAAGUUGACGUCGCUGGGUUAGAAGCAGGCACUGCGCACAGGAACAGUUCUCUUUACCAGUGCUGUAGUGGAUUUUGUAUAGAUCUUCUGCAACAACUCGCUGAACACCUUGGAUUUACUUAUGAGCUUGUGCGAGUGGAAGACGGUAGAUGGGGUACUUUACACCAUGGAAAAUGGAAUGGAUUAAUAGCCGAACUAGUCAACAAGAAAACCGAUAUGGUAUUAACAUCGCUAAUAAUAAACUCGGAUCGAGAGUCUGUUGUGGAUUUCAGCGUGCCUUUCAUGGAAACAGGCGUGGCGAUCGUAGUUGCAAAACGCACAGGCAUAAUAUCCCCGACAGCUUUUCUCGAACCGUUCGACACGGCUUCAUGGAUGCUCGUUGGGGCAGUUGCUAUCCAAGCGGCCACGUUCUCGAUAUUUUUCUUUGAAUGGCUAUCACCAAGUGGUUUCGAUUGCUCAACAGGCCUUAAUUCUAAACGUGUACCACAAAAUAGAUUUUCCCUUUGUCGAACGUAUUGGAUUGUUUGGGCAGUGUUGUUUCAGGCAUCAGUGCAUGUAGACUCUCCUCGGGGCUUUACUGCACGUUUUAUGACUAACAUGUGGGCAAUGUUUGCUGUGGUGUUUCUUGCGAUAUACACGGCUAAUCUUGCCGCUUUUAUGAUUACGAGGGAGGAAUUUCACGAGUUAAGCGGACUGGAUGACCCACGGAUAGCGCGGCCGCUAUCUCAGCGCCCCGCGUUGAAAUUCGGCACAGUGCCCUGGUCACACACAGAUGCUACUCUAGCUAAAUAUUUCCAGGAACCACACGCUUAUAUGGCUCAGUACAACCGCAGCACAGUAAGCGCCGGGGUGACCAGCGUUCUUACUGGAGACCUCGAUGCAUUCAUUUACGAUGGCACAGUUCUGGAUUAUCUUGUGUCUCAAGACGAAGACUGCCGAUUGUUAACUGUAGGCUCGUGGUACGCGAUGUCUGGCUAUGGAUUAGCGUUUACCCGAAAUUCUAAAUAUCUUAGCAUGUUUAAUAAGAGAUUACUUGAUUUACGCUCCAAUGGAGACCUAGAGCGGUUACGCAGGUACUGGAUGACUGGCACAUGUAAGCCUAACAAACAGGAGCACAAGUCUUCGGAUCCCCUGGCUUUGGAACAGUUCCUCUCUGCGUUCCUACUGCUGAUGGCGGGAAUCCUGUUGGCAGCGCUUCUGUUGCUGCUCGAACACGUAUACUUCCGUUACAUGCGGGAACACCUAGCAGCCUCUAGCGCGAGCUCCUGUUGUGCCCUCGUGUCUCUUUCAAUGGGACAAUCUUUAACAUUCCAUGGUGCAGUCGUGGAAGCGGCGGCCCAGGGUUUCGGCCCGGGCAAGCGCGGCCAUUGCCGUUCUGCUGUUUGUGCUGCUCAGGUGUGGCGGGCGCGGCACGAACGCGACGCGGCAGUGGCACGCGCGCGGCAGUUGGCGGCGGCACUAGCGGCACACGGGCUACAACCGCCGCCGCGACGCCUCGCUUCUGCCGCUGCGCUGUUGGCUGCGGGCCGCGCGCACGAUGCCACUCGUCCACGCACACUGCACGCACCUGCCGAUCUGCUGCCGGACCUCGACCGACCGCUCUCUUGCGGCGACCUGCGCGCCAGAGAGCGGACUCGAGUAGAGAUGGAAACAGUGCUGUGAGGCGCAUAUUGCGCCACCCUAUUUCAAUUCCUGAAGGCUGUUCUUACACCAAGUUAUACAAGACGAAGUUAGGUAUAUCUAAUGUUAAAAAUAUGGACAGAUAAAAAAAGUGUUGUAAUUAUUAAAUAAAUUAUUCCAAUUAUUAAAACAGAGAUGGAUGUAGAUAGCGAAGCGUUGUUGUGGGAAGCGCGCGCGGGGCGGGCUGGGCGCCGGGCGCGCCUC
Molecule: messenger RNA, 3698 nt
Organism: Pararge aegeria (speckled wood butterfly)
Lineage: Eukaryota; Metazoa; Arthropoda; Insecta; Lepidoptera; Nymphalidae
Gene: Nmdar2
Product: glutamate receptor ionotropic, NMDA 2B-like
Biological process (GO): modulation of chemical synaptic transmission; monoatomic ion transport; synaptic transmission, glutamatergic
Cellular component (GO): plasma membrane; postsynaptic membrane
Molecular function (GO): NMDA glutamate receptor activity; transmitter-gated monoatomic ion channel activity involved in regulation of postsynaptic membrane potential
Source: RefSeq, a predicted model, not a curated record